Jatropha curcas is the source of this 1162-nucleotide messenger RNA. Its product is annotated as single-stranded DNA-binding protein WHY1, chloroplastic. Gene Ontology annotation, biological process: defense response; regulation of DNA-templated transcription. Gene Ontology annotation, molecular function: single-stranded DNA binding. The record is from RefSeq and is a predicted model, not a curated record. NCBI's taxonomy places the organism in Eukaryota, Viridiplantae, Streptophyta, Magnoliopsida, Malpighiales, Euphorbiaceae.
GACGCCGAGGCUUAGGCGGGCUUUAUAAGACGAUGGUAAACACAGCAUUUUGAGUUCUUAUAACAAAAACGUAAUCCGCCGAACAAAGGUAGCCGGGAAGAGUGAGAGGGAAAAUGCUGCAACUGAACUUGCUAUCUCCUCAAUUAAGCACUCGAAACCCUAAAGUGUUCGCUCUCGAUUCAGUCUCCUCUAAAAAAUCGCUUAAAUUGCUUAAAGCCAGUGAGUUUAACCCUAAAAUUUACACACUCUCUCCAACCAAAACUUCCGCCAAGACCAGGCUGGCCGUGAAAUGUCGUCAAUCGGAGUUAUAUGAGAAGCAGAGGUUCAACUCCUCACGGUCUUCUUCCACUGACUAUUCUUUUGCUCCUGGAGUUGGAGAAUCCCCGCCUAAGGUUUUCGUGAGCCAUUCGAUAUACAAAGGUAAGGCUGCUCUUACCGUGCAACCCCGAGCACCUGAGUUUGCGGCAUUAGAUUCUGGGGCAUUUAAGGUAGCAAGGGAAGGUUUUAUGCUGUUACAAUUUGCGCCUGCAGCAGCUGCACGUCAAUAUGACUGGAGUAGAAAGCAGGUGUUCUCAUUAUCAGUGACGGAAAUUGGAACUCUAAUUAGCCUCGGUGCUAAAGAUUCAUGUGAAUUUUUCCAUGAUCCUAACAAGGGGAAAAGUGAUGAAGGCAAGAUCAGGAAGGUGUUGAAAGUAGAGCCACUUCCAGAUGGUUCUGGCCACUUCUUUAACCUCAGUGUUCAAAACAAAGCUUUGAAUAUGGAUGAAAGCAUUUACAUUCCCGUUACAAAGGCAGAAUACACUGUUCUCAUCACUGCUUUUAAUUAUAUCUUGCCAUACUUGCUAGGUUGGAACACUUUCGCUAAUUCUAUUAGACCAGAUGAAAAUAGCCGUGGGAAUGAUGCAAAUCCAAGGUAUGGGGGAGACUAUGAAUGGAACAGGUAGUGAAUAUAGCAGAAAUUGCUAGAACAAUGCAAAGUUUGUUCAGUAUCUUCUUCUCCACUCCCUCCUUUUCUGUAUCAGGUUUGUUGAUAGGAGAAUGUUCUGAGAAAUUUUGAUGACAUUGAUGAAAUUGUUGUGUACGUUAUCUUAUGAUGAAAAUUUGUCAAAUGUGCUCGGAAAUUUUGAAUCAGAACUCCUAGAUCAUUGGCCGUUAAACUGGA